CCCACCUCUACUGUUCCCGCUGAUUCGGUUCCUUUUAUCAGCGCUACCUUUGGUUCUUCAUUUCUUCAAGCUUUAGCAAUGGCGUCAAAGCUUCUGAGAAACACCGGUAACCGAAUUUUCAGUCUCGUUCGAACAAACCCUAACCCUAAUUUUCCACUUAAGCAAUUGAAUCUCACAACUUGUCAAGCCCCACUUUCGAGACCUUACUCGGACGUUGCCCAACCAGUUCCAAUCGAACCCUCGUUACCCGAAAAGCCCCCAGUCGGUGGUGGGACCACAAACGGUAAGAAGACUUUCGGUAAGGGCACAACGUCGUCGUCUUCUCUGAAAGCAGCUGAGCUUGUUAAAUUCGCCGCCAUUGCUGAAACAUGGUGGGAUGCCGAAGGACCAUUUAAGCCAUUGCACGUGAUGAAUCCAACGAGAUUAAGUUUCAUCCGGUCCACUCUUUGCCGGCAUUUCAGAAAAGAUCCACUUUGUCCCAAGCCUUUGGAAGGUCUGAAAGUUGUGGAUGUUGGUUGUGGAGGGGGAAUCCUAUCAGAGCCUUUGGCUCGAAUGGGAGCUACUGUGACGGGGAUUGAUGCUGUCGAGAAGAAUAUUACAAUUGCCCGCCUUCAUGCGGAUUCGGAUCCACUAACUUCAACGAUCGAAUAUCGGUGCACAACAGCUGAAAAACUUGUGGAGGAGCGCAGAGAGUUUGAUGCUGUUAUUGCUUUAGAGGUAAUUGAGCACGUUGCUGAUCCUGCUGAAUUCUGCAAAUCCCUGGCAGCGUUAGCUGUUUCUGAUGGAGCCACUGUGAUAUCCACAAUCAAUCGUUCAAUGAGAUCCUAUGCAACAGCCAUCAUUGCAGCAGAGUACAUCCUUCAAUGGCUCCCAAAAGGUACGCAUCAGUGGUCGAGUUUCCUUACUCCUGAAGAACUAACCCUGAUCCUACAGCGUGCUUCUAUAAGUGUUCAAGAGAUGGCUGGGUUUGUAUACAACCCCUUGACGGGACGAUGGUCUCUAUCUGAUGACAUCAGUGUAAAUUUCAUCGCAUUUGGUACCAAAAACCACCGAUAAGGUCCUGGAAAGUUUGUGUUGAGUGAAAUUUUGUUUCUAAUUAAAUUAUUCUUUGGGGGGUUUUAUCGGAAGCUUAUUAUCGGGUUUUAUCCAGUUCUAUUUUGUCAGAGCUGAUUCUUGUUUUCUAUCUCGUCAACAAAGGUGCAAAAACAGAAAUUCACCUUUUCCAUAUGACAGGGAUGAUAUUUGCUUUCAGGCUAAUAAGAAAAUGCCGACAACUAGAAAGUGUUAAUAGUUUAAAUAAUUACUAAAUGAAGAGAACCGAUGCCCUAAUGCUGAAGGUUUUGUGU
This is a messenger RNA of Rhododendron vialii, 1346 nucleotides long. Its product is annotated as ubiquinone biosynthesis O-methyltransferase, mitochondrial. Lineage: Eukaryota; Viridiplantae; Streptophyta; Magnoliopsida; Ericales; Ericaceae. The transcript has 9 exons. Gene Ontology annotation, molecular function: 2-methoxy-6-polyprenyl-1,4-benzoquinol methyltransferase activity. Gene Ontology annotation, biological process: ubiquinone biosynthetic process. The record is from RefSeq and is a predicted model, not a curated record. Bases 79 to 1056 code for a protein of 325 amino acids.